Molecule: messenger RNA, 5011 nt
Organism: Gadus morhua (Atlantic cod)
Lineage: Eukaryota; Metazoa; Chordata; Actinopteri; Gadiformes; Gadidae
Product: cadherin-6
Exons: 12
Coding region: 197-2665 (822 amino acids)
Biological process (GO): homophilic cell-cell adhesion; adherens junction organization; multicellular organism development
Cellular component (GO): adherens junction; catenin complex; plasma membrane
Molecular function (GO): calcium ion binding; beta-catenin binding; cadherin binding
Source: RefSeq, a predicted model, not a curated record
AGAGAGAGAGAGAGCGAGAGCGAGCUAUAGGAGGACGAGCCGUUCAGUCGGUCAGUGUUCGGACGGGGGACUACAGACCGCUGUUUUGACACGCUCCGAUUUAACUGUGAUCCUAUCUUCAACCCAACAGAAAACCCCAUGGACUUUGUUUGACAGAGACGUCUGCCAUUCAGCGUGAACCACAGCUACAGGAAACAUGAGGCCCGGCUAUGUGGGCUCUGGGCUCCUGACCCUGCUUGGUCUGUUUCUAGCUGUGGACGCCCUGUCUCUCAUCAGAGCCCGAGAAAGAGAUAUUACAGCAAGCGGCACAGAGGGGAGGAGAGACAGGAAGCAGGACGACAGAACAACCAAUGAGAGGACAUGGCUGAACCGGGUGAAGAGAGGAUGGAUGUGGAACCAGUUCUCCAUCCAAGAGGAGUACACAGGAACUGAGUACCUGUAUAUUGGAAAGCUUCAAUCGGACAUGGACCGGGGGGAUGGCACGGUGAAGUACGUGCUGUCUGGCGAUGGGGCAGGCAGUGUUUUUGUCAUCGAUGAGAAUAACGGGGACCUCCAUUGCACCCGCCGCUUGGACCGUGAGGAGAAGGCCUACUACACGCUGCGGGCCACCGUGGUCAACAAGCGCACAGGGCACCAGCUGGAGCCCGAGACGGACUUUGUGAUCAAGCUUCACGAUAUCAACGACAACGAGCCCCAGUUCAGCCAGGAGGUUUACACUGGGAGUGUGCCGGAAAGGUCUGAGAUAGGCACAUCCAUCAUUCAGGUGACGGCUAAUGAUGCUGAUGACAGCAUGUAUGGGAACAGUGCCAAGCUGGUGUACAGCAUCAGCCAGGGACAUCCCUACUUCUCCGUGGACCCCAACACCGGUGUGAUCCGCACAGCGCUGGGCCCAAGGGACAUGGACCGGGAGCAGAGGGAGACCUACCAGGUGGUGAUCGAAGCCAAGGACAUGGCCGGGCAGAGGGGGGGGCUGACCGGGACGGCCGUGGUCAACAUCACCCUGACGGACGUCAACGACAACCCCCCGCUGUUUACACAGAGUAUAUUUCAAUUCAGUGUCCUGGAGUCAUCCCAAACAGGCACACCUGUGGGCCGGAUCCGAGCCACAGACAAAGACAUCGGAGAGAAUGCAGAGAUGUUCUUCACCAUCGCCAGUGGGGACGGCAUGGACAUGUUCGACAUCUCUACAGACCAGGCCACCCAAGAAGGAGUCAUUAGCGUCAGCAAGCCGUUGGACUACGAGAGGAAGCGCUCCUACACGGUGGAGAUCCAGGUCCAGAACACCAAGGUGGACCCCCGCUUCUCCUCCCCCGACCCCAAGGGCGUGGCCACGGUGCGCAUCGGCGUGGAGGACGUGGACGAGGCGCCGCUGUUCAGCGCGGCCAGCUACCUGAUGGAGGUGAGGGAGGACGCCGCGCCGCGGGCCGCCGCCGGCUCCGUCAGCGCCCAGGACCCUGACGCCGCCCACAGCCCCCUCAGGUACUCUAUUGACCGCCGCACGGACAUGGACCGCGUGUUCGACGUCCACCCCGGAAACGGAUCCGUCUUCCUGCUCAGGAGCCUGGACAGAGAGGAGAACGCCUGGCACAACAUCUCAGUUAUUGCCACAGAGUUCAACAAACCUCUUCUGACCAGUCAUGUGCCGGUCUUCAUUCGCCUCUUGGACAUAAACGACAAUGCUCCCACCUUUGCCACCGCCUACGAGACCUUUGUCUGUGAGAGGACCAAAUCAGGACAGCGCAUUCAGACGGUGAGCGCGGUGGACGCUGAUGAGCCGGCCUCAGGCCACCGCUUCUUCUUCAGCCUGGCUCCCGAGGGAAUUCAUCACAGCAACUUCACAGUACGCGACAACGGAGACAACACUGCAGGCAUCCUCACACGGCGCUCCAGUUACAACCGCCAGCUGCAGAGUGUCUACCUGGUCCCUGUGGUGAUCACCGACGGGGACUACCCCAUGCAGAGCAGCACAGGCACACUGUCGGUGCGCGUUUGCUUGUGCGACCGCCACGGGAAAAUGGAGGUGUGCAACACAGAGGCCCUGACCAGCUCGGCUGGCAUCAGCACCGGGGCACUCAUCGCCAUCCUCCUCUGUGCCAUCAUACUCCUGAUGAUCGUGGUGCUGUUUACGGCGCUGAGGCGGCAGAGGAAGCAGGAGCCGCUGAUCGUCUCCAAGGAGGACGUACGGGACAACGUGGUGAGCUACAACGACGAGGGCGGCGGCGAGGAGGACACGCAGGCGUACGACAUCGGGGCCCUGCGGCACCCGGAGUCGGCCGCCGACGCCCCGGAGGACUCGGCCAAGCAAAGGCGGGACAUCCUGCCCACCGGCAGCCUCCUCUACCCUCGCGGCCGCGGCGGUGCCCCGGGCCCCUCGUGCCGGGUCGGCGUCGCCCAGGCCGGUGCAGCGGCGGCGCGGGACAAUGCCGACGUGCGGGAGUUCAUCAACCAGAGGGUGCUGGAGAACGACUGCAACCCCACCGCGCCGCCCUACGACUCGCUGGCCACGUACGCCUACGAGGGCGCGGGCUCGGUGGCCGAGUCGCUGAGCUCGUUGGGUUCCCUGUCGUCGGAGGGCGAGCAGGACUACCACUACCUGAGCACCUGGGGGCCGCGGUUCAGGAAGUUAGCAGACCUGUAUGGCGCUGAGGACGCCCACUUCUGCUAAUACCAGGGAACUUUGGCAUGGGCACCCACAAACAGGUGUGUGUACGUGUGCAUGCGUCCGUGCUUGUGCGGGCAUGCGUGUAUGUGUGCGGGCAUGCGUGUAUGUGUGCGUGUGUGUGUGUGCAUCUUCAGGAAACUGUUUUAUUGUGAAGAAAAGCAUUAAUCUCACGGAAACAGACGUGGAUGUGAUGCUGGUGUUGGGGCUGCGUAUUGUUAAUUCAACUGUUGAAUAUUGAUUAUGUUGAUCAAAAUUAAUGUACACAUUAUUUGCUUGCUACAGAACAAAAAACAUCCCUUAAAAAUAUAAAGACGAGGGAUUUAAGAAUCUUGAAAGGGACAACUGAAACUUUUAUUCACAACUUUUGUAGCACAUAUGCACAUACACAGCAUCGAUUAAUGGUCUGAUAACCUUCACAAGCCUUUUUACUGUCAUUAUGAUCAACACGGAUUUGUGCAGAAAAAUCAGCCAGCACAGGAUCCCUGCCCCCAAGAUUUUCCUCUGUCUGCAAUAAUCAAAACAAAUGGAUGACAACAUAUUUUAAGCGUGGAUGAAACACCAAUUCAAAACCAAAACCUGACUUGGUUGGCAAUUUCAUUUGACAAUGACAUUUUAUUUGAUUCAGUAUUACAAUUCAGUUAAUAAUUCAGUGAAUUAUUUGAUUUUCAGAGCCUAAUUCUAGCCUUUCUCGUCAACAAAUGGCUGAAUAGGCCUAUGCCUUGAGUUUUAUCUGUUGGUUUUAUGUGAUUCCUUCAGCAAUUUCAGCAGAGAAAAAUCAAGCCAAUCAAGCCUGUGUUUACCAACAUUAAUAUGUGAAGACUUAUUUUGACAAAGUGGCCUUCAGAACCACCCUCCUCCGGCUCCUUGAAGAACAAUACGUCUGGCUGCCAGGAGGGGGGACACAUGACUUUUUAUAUCAUAUGAUCCUCUUUAAUUCACUGUUUUGUCUUAUGUGAAAGUCAUUUCAGGAGAGCAGAGCUGGACCUGAAAGAUUUGUUUAGUUAAAAAAAAAGAAAGUCAUGAAAAAGAAGAGCAAAUGCAAUUGUUAAUUUUGUUAAUGUACUUGCUGCGGUUUUGGUGUUGUUGUACUAUGCUGUACAAUUCUGAAUGUCAUAUAUUCAAACUCACUGUUUGUACUUAUGUGUUUUCUCACAUAAUAACAAAAUAAAUCGAAUUUAAUUUCUGUGUAAAAAAGAUUACUACUUCAAUUAGUUAACAGCAGGUAAAAGUGAAGUGCUUAGGAAAAGCAUCUAAACAAAUGCGUGUUAAAUCUACAAUAUCUUUCCUAAUUUGAUAUUGUUACAGCCUCUCCUUCGUGCAACCCUUUUUUCUAACCACAACUAAAUUCAACGUGCGGGGCAACACACCCACCGGCGGGAGAUCAGCCAAUAAGAACGAAAGGUAGGAGCAUCAAUGGGCCAGCCGCAAUGGGCCGUCUGACCGUAAGCGAUACUCCGUAAACUAUAAAAACUAAACAACGCUAAGCUCACCAAACAAUACCCCAGAAACAGAACUACCACAUCUCCCCCUCAAAGUAACAACAUCUGGUUAACAACAGAACACGUGGACUGGGCUUCGGCAGUGAGCGGCCGGAUUAGUCUUCUCCCUCCAUCCAGAGCGUCGGCACAGAACAGGAAGCAGAUACCAAAGAAGCCCGGGCACCGAUCCGGGCAUCACUUUCAUUCCACUCUCUGGAUGAACCCAUUAAAGCGGGGAAGAAUGCUAGGGAAUAUUAGGAGUGCAUUAACAGAUACCCAUAACAAAACCUCAAAUGUAAAAUCAUAAUUUAUAUAUUGUGAACCAGUGAUGGUGGGACAAGAUUAAUGCAAUGCCAUUUUCAUCAGUUGAAAUUAUUACAUCUUUAUUUCUGGCAGAGAAUUUGCCACAGUAUAUACAGAAUUUGAAUAAUUCUACUGACAAAAUGAAUGAGCCUUACACACAGUUAGCAAAAAUAAUGCACAAAAUAUUACAAUUCUCAACAUUUAACCUAUAUAUUACAUGAUUAUACACUGAAUUAAUUCAAUACUUUAACACUCUAUUUAAUGGAUUUUGCAUAAGAAGCUGGGGAUUAAAGGGCAAAACAUUCUUGGGGAGUUAAAAUUAUUGGAUCCGAAAACUCAUGACAGAAACGUGAUUGAUCUUUACUUUGUAUCCAUUGUAUUUCCAGCUAUUUUGUAUCUAACAUUUGUAAGGCACAAUGACAUUCCUGAAUUCUUUCAAAAAGAAGACCAAACGUCCAGCUUUAAUCUUUUGUCAUUUUGGAAGUGUUGGUGUUUGCAGGCUACUGCUCAUCUUGUAAUGUAAUGUAAUAUAAAUUGUAUAAUUUUAUCAAUAAACUUUUUGCAGUUA